Messenger RNA from Vitrella brassicaformis, 2886 nucleotides. The record is from the annotation of a GenBank genome assembly. NCBI's taxonomy places the organism in Eukaryota, Vitrellaceae.
GUGAGAUUGAUCGGUUAAAUGAUUCACAUGCACCAGCCAACCAGCCACACGGAGGAAUCGGUCGGUCAGUCAGUCAGUCAGUCAGUCAAAAGCAGCCCCUGCAAAAAGGGCCCAUGCAUGUAUACCAUACGUAUGUCUGUUUGUGUGCCGUGUCCGUCUCUCUCUGUACACAGCCAGCCAUCCACGCACCCACGCGACAAGAGACCAACAAACUCAGCACUGGUCUGCAUCCUCCCGCCUCCAUUCUGCAGACCAAUGAGUGCACGGACCACAGCGAGUGAGUCACUCGGCCAGUAACAAGAAGGACCGAUUAAUCGCUUUGCGAUGAGUGGAAGGCAAGCAGAUCCCCGAUCGGCUGAAAACCGUUCAGCCAUCCACGGCAUGGGAGAGCUCGACCCCUCCUCUACUUUAUCUCUUGGCGGUAAACGACUUCUCCUGCUCCUCUGCGUGCGACUCCUCUUCUCGUCGCCUCCGGUCUGGCCGUGGCGGCGAUGGGAAGCUGUCGAAGUCGGGCAGCCCGGUCCCGCCAGACUCACCACCAGACGGCUCUGCGCCCGCCUUCCGCCUCGGUGGCGGCAUAGCCACGUCCUUCAUCUUCUCGAGCCGCCGCCCAGCAGCAGCAAACCGCCUCUUCCGCGAAGUUGCUGUCUCGCUGUCCUCGUCUUUGUCGGGUGGAGGGGUGGAGGUGUGAUCCGGGAUGCCCUGAUGGUCGCUGUUGCUGGCUGGAGAGAGAUGGUCGACAGGGCCGCUGCUAAGAGGCGGCAUUUGCCUCUGUGAUGACAGACCGUAGCCCCACGGCCGACCCUGCUUGCUGGAGAAGAGGUCUCGGCCGAAGAAGCGAUCCUCUCCGCUCUUCUGCCGCUGCGCUCUGAGCUCCUGCAGCACUGUCGCCUCGUCGACCGUCCGAGCCCGAUCCAAACGCCUGACGGGCACAAGACAACAGGUCGGUGAGCACACAUGUAUAAUGUUCCGUCUGUGUAUUUGUACCAUGGAUUUCUCUUGACGUAUUCCCUCACGUCGCCCUCCCACGUCUCCAGAAGCUCAUCUGUGGGAUCCAUUCCACAGAAGCAGCAGGUCAGCACUCAAUCGCAUUUACGUGCCUGUGUGUGUGCACUGCUUACACAGGUAGUCUGUGAGCUCGAGCAGAACGGUGUCUUCCUCCUCAUUUGGCCCUCGCGCGAGGUCUUCCUCCAAGUGCGGAGGCGGCACAACCGAGUUGUCAAGAUACCUCCGCACCUGCAGAUAGAAGGGAAGAAGACAGCAAGAUGGCUUCCUCUGCCCUGCUCGAAUGGCUGUCGUGGCUGUCAUUCAUCACCUUCCUCAGGUCGGAGUCGACCAUGAGUGUGCUCCUGUGGUUGAAGUCGGGAUAGAUCUGCCAAACACGCUUCAGCUCUCGGAGGUUCCUCACCGCACCGUCAGGAUACCUACACAACAAUUCACACCCAGAGAGAGAAUCGCGAUUGCUCAGCAACAAGAUGUGUGCAGGCUGACCUCGCCGCUUCAGUGUCGGGCACGCAGUCGUCGAAGUCGAAGAGCGAUAUCUUUCGAUACAUCAUGCGCCGCCAGUGCUCGUCGGGCUGGCCCGGCAAACCCCACAAUCGACGGCUGAGGAACUCAACGAUGUUCAGGCCGUUCCACCUGCACAACACGACACACACAGGUGAGUGAGAUAUUGGCAGGUGUUACGACCGGCAGACAAGCUUUGUUACCUUGUGAUUGACGUGUAGAAGCCGAAAGUGACUCGUGGGUGAGAGGUGAGCAGGUGGAGGUACUCGCGCCAAUAUGGCCUCAUGUACAAGAACUGUACACCACUGUGAAACACACAUAGGGCAAACACAGCAAGCACAUGGAUAAGUGGACAGCCGUGCCUCAGAUCGUGAGCUCACUUGAAUCCUCUUGGCAGCGUCUUGGGCUUGCCGUGCGCCCGACUCAGCACCCGCCUUGGCCUGACACAGCACAUACGCAAAAAAGAUCCAUGCCCGCGCCGCUGUCUGCCCCUUUUGCUCUCGCUUCGCUUCGUCCACCUGAGGCAGAUGGUUCCAUUGAUGUCUGACAGAAUCAGCAGCUUCGGCUUGCCCUCGUAGUCCUUGGGAUCGAAGUCAUACACGCGACAGAGCAUGUUGCCGUAGCCGCUCUCGUCGUAUGACGGAUCGCCACCCGGUGACAUGCCGGGCGGGAAUGGGACGGUGUCGGGGGGCAUGGGAAAAGCAGGCGAGGGCUGGUGGGGGGAGGGGGAGGGGGGCGGCCGCCAAUCGUAGACAUAGUUGCCUUCAUUGGGGUCGUAGUCAACCGAGUCGACGAAUCCUGGACGCAUGCGGCGUUCGGGCAUUGGGGGGUACGGCUGAGGUGGAUCGGGCAUGAUGGGCCGCCUCUCCGGCAGCCUAGUCGUGGUAGGGGGAGGCUUGCUCUCAUCCUCUGGCUCGUCUUCAUCUGUAUCACCGCUAGUCGUCGCGUGCAGACUUGUCACCGGCCUAUUGCCGCCAUGAGCAGAUGAGAAGAUGCUCUUCUGCGAGACGCAGUGGAUGACCUCCAUGCCAUCUGCCGUUUCGCCAACAUGUCUGCACUCAAACAGACCACUGCGGGCAUGCGGAAAGAUGUCUGCGGGAAAGGGCAUCUUCGGCGGCACAAAGCUGCUCUGCUGUCGAAAUACCGUCGAUGCAGGCGGCCGAGUGCGAUGAAAGCGCUCCCUUCGCUGAGGCGGUGGUCGAUAUCUGGCAGCAGCAGAGGCCAGAUCACUCCCCAGUAGCAGCAGGCAGAAGGCCCAGCAGGCAAGGCGGGGUUGGGUUUUCUUCAGCAGCAUCAUUAGGCAUUUUUUACCCAUCCACGGUGGAGCAAGCGACGAGGGAGCAGAUCUCCAUACAUCUCGUCCUGAGCGGUCUCUGAGCG